Molecule: messenger RNA, 811 nt
Organism: Phyllostomus hastatus (greater spear-nosed bat)
Lineage: Eukaryota; Metazoa; Chordata; Mammalia; Chiroptera; Phyllostomidae
Gene: MS4A13
Product: membrane spanning 4-domains A13
Exons: 6
Coding region: 37-558 (173 amino acids)
Biological process (GO): cell surface receptor signaling pathway
Cellular component (GO): plasma membrane
Source: RefSeq, a predicted model, not a curated record
UUAGAGACGUAAUCAUCUAGAGGAAAUGCUGGUAGUAUGGCUCAAUGUUCAAAACUAUCUACAGCAGAUGCACUUGUAUUAGGGGCUAUCCAGAUUUUGAUUGGCAUCUUUCAUAUUUUCAUGUGGUAUUUCCUAUUGAUUAUGUAUGUGGGACAGAUUAAAGGAGUCUUUGGGACCUAUGAACCUCUAACUUACAAAGCAGGAUGUCCUUUAUGGGGAAUUAUUUUUAUCGUUUCAGGAAUCUUCUUAAUUAAAAUAGCAAGGCGUCCAACUCCACACCUGGUUGCAUGUGCUUUGACCUUGCACAUCUUGUGCAUAAUUGUUACGAUCGUUGCAAUAGCGUUGACUAUAUUAGAGUUGUCUAGGUUUGAUUCUGUGUCAUAUAGGAACUAUGGACAAGCGAAACUUGGGAGGGAAGUUUCUCGGAUUUUGCUGUCCUCCUAUUCCUUAGAAACAGCUAUUGCAUUCACAUACUGCAUCUUUGGAUGUAUUAGUUUGAGUAGUGGUAAUGAAGAUGCUAUUUCAGCUACUACAGUGGAAGCUGAGAGCAGUUUUUAAAAACCUUGGAAAUGUGAGAUUUUUCCUGGUGCCCAGACCUGAUGUGAACCCUAAUGAUAUCUCUGUAUAACAACAUUGCUUCAAAAUCUACAGAUGUUGUGCAAAAGAAAAUAUAAAACAAGUUGGAUUUUUUUCUUCUCAGUAUUCAAGAAAUUUCUUUGCACAUAUUUUUGUAGGCCCUAAGUGGAAAGCUUUUUCCUAUUUAAAUCUGAUAUUCUUACAAUGAAGCAUUUUUUUCUAGGUACUCUGAAGA